Messenger RNA from Cladocopium goreaui, 2250 nucleotides. The record is from the annotation of a GenBank genome assembly. NCBI's taxonomy places the organism in Eukaryota, Dinophyceae, Suessiales, Symbiodiniaceae.
AUGGCCCGGGACACCUUACCUCAGCCUACCCAUCGACACCGAUCAAAGUCAGCAGUUCGUGGCCGGAGUCCAGAUCCAAAGUCGCUGAAGAAAGCAGCAGCAAGAGCCCGCAAGGAAAAGGAAGCAGCAGCUUUCAUCACACCACCACCCAAGCGCAAGAACCGAAGCCCAGGAGCAUCAGGUUCUUCAGGUGCCAAGUCUUCCAAGCCAGACCCAAGAAGGAUUUCCUUUAGUGGGAAAAACACUGUGCACCCGAUCGAAGCUGAGAACCAGCCACCCAAAGAGAUAAGCCCUGAUGAAGACACCGGCAAAAAGAAUGUCGACCAGUCCAACGAGUCUUCAUCGGACGAGGCAAGUAAGAAGACCGAGAAAGCAAAACGCAAGAAGGCAGAGAAGAAAGCUGCAUCAGAGAAAAGAGAGGCUGAGAAGAAGGAGGCAGAGAAGAAGGAGGCAGAGAAAAGAGAGGCUGAGAAGAAGGAGGCUGAGAAGAAGGAGGCUGAGAAGAAGGAGGCAGAGAAGAAAGCUGCAGCAGCGAAAAGAGAGGCUGAGAAGAAGGAGGCUGAGAAGAAGGAGGCUGAGAAGAAGGAGGCAGAGAAGAAAGCUGCAGCAGAGAAAAGAGAGGCUGAGAAGAAGGAGGCAGAGAAGAAGGAGGCAGAGAAAAGAGAGGCUGAGAAGAAGGAGGCAGAGAAGAAGGAGGCAGAGAAGGAGGCAGAGAAGAAGGCUGCAGCAGAGAAGAGAGAGGCUGAGAAGAAGGAGGCAGAGAAGAAAGCAGCAGCAGAGAAGAAAGCAGCUGGCAAGACAAACAAGACCGACAAGGCAGGAAGGAAGAGUGCAAAGGCAGGAGAGGAGAAGGACGUUUCAGAGGACUCGGAUGAGGAAACAAAUGAUGAAGAAUCGGCUUCCAGCAAGUCUGACAGUGAUGAUGAUCACGAGAGCAGCAGCAGCAGCAGCAGCAUGGAGCAGUGGUCAGACGAGGAAGAAAGUGAAAAUGAGGAGGAUGAUGAGAAGAGCCAGGAAGAGUCAAGUGAGAAGGAUGGUGAGGAGACGGAAGGAAGUUCUUGUGAGACACCAACGGAGACAUCCACCACCAAGCCUGGGAUCUUGAAGACAAGCACCCAGCCAGACCAGAAGGAUGACAGCAACGCAAGUGAUGAGGAGGAUGAUGUCUCGACCUCACAGGUCACCUUAGAGUCCGAGGACAGUCAGAGUGAUGAGGCAAGCGAGAAGAAGAGAAAGAACAAGAAGAAGAUCUCCAGGACUGGCAAUCAGAAGAAAAAGGGAGAGAAAAGGGUUAAGUCUCAGAAGACAAAGGCUGAGAAGGCAGAAAACGAGGCAGGCAAGACCAGCAAGAAGCGAAAUGCAGAUAAGGAAGAUAAGGAAGCCAGCAGGAAUGCGAAAAAGCUUUCUCAGGCUAAAGGGCAGAAAAAUUCCACAACAAACCGCAAGGAAUGGCAAGCUUUUGGCCGUUGGGCCAAAAACAAGAAGCGCUGCCCAGCACAGAUCAUUGACAAGCGCAUGCAGAUGUUCAACGACUACAUGGACCAUGGGAAGGACUUUGCUCAGGUGGAGGCUCUCUUCCAAAGCCGUUUGGAAGAGAGCCAGAAAACAUCGGUCAAGUAUGGAUUUCGAAAUGACCAAUGGUUGAAGAAACACCAUGGGGACAAAAAGGACGAUGGUGAGUUCCCUGGCGAGGAGGAGUACUUGUACUUCGUCCUGGUGGAAUUCAACAUCGAGGACAUCAAGGAGUUGAAAAGAAUCACCCAGUUAGAACUCACAGGUUCUUUGGAUGCUGAUGGUGUGAAGGCCUUUGUGGAGGCUGGCGGAUGCUUGGAUGGAAAGCAACACCUUUCCCUGGGCGACAAGAUGGGUGCUGAUGGCAUCAAGCGGAUGCUGAGCUCUGCUGGGGUUGGGGCUGGGUCCAGUAAGACGCCUAAGAAGAGGAAGGGUGAGAAUGGAAAGGGAAAGGGAAAGGAUGGAGAAGCUGCCAAACCCAAGGAGGCACAAUUCUUACAUUUGUUUUCAUCAAUCACGGGGAAUUCCAUGCAAGGUAAAAGGCUCACUGCAACGUACUUUCACCACCCAUGUUUCUACGGGGCUUGUUUCACCAUCCACCACUGUACAGCGCAGGUGGUGCCGGAGACACCUUUGGACAAAGCUGCCACUCUUUUGGCAACGGUCAUGAAGGAGGCCAACAGUUGCCGGAUACCAGGCUGCAUUAACCACAUCAGACCCUCAUGUAAUAUCACUUAG